Molecule: messenger RNA, 3751 nt
Organism: Xiphias gladius (swordfish)
Lineage: Eukaryota; Metazoa; Chordata; Actinopteri; Istiophoriformes; Xiphiidae
Gene: ppp6r3
Product: protein phosphatase 6, regulatory subunit 3
Exons: 25
Coding region: 424-3186 (920 amino acids)
Cellular component (GO): nucleus; cytosol
Molecular function (GO): protein phosphatase binding; protein phosphatase regulator activity
Source: RefSeq, a predicted model, not a curated record
UGCGACCGUUUGAGUGACAGACGCUGCAGUUGUAGUGGGGGAAGGGAUCGCUGAAGUUGACGGAACCGCCAUCUUGAAAAGUGCCCUCCGAUGAUCUACCUUUUCGCGCCUGUCAGAAUCAGUUUUAAACGCUUUAUUUUCCGUACCGGAAUUUCGUGUUACCCCUGCUUUCGUUUCCUUAAGGCCCGGGGCUAAUGGCAAGAUAAGCCACAUGCUGGAGACUCGCCGUUUACCGUUUUCUAUCGGUGUGUGCUGUUGAACUGCUGUAUGUGUGCUGUUUGUCAUUCUGUCCAUCACCACUGUCUGCCUGCCUGUCUGUCCAUCCGGCCUGCCUGGAAUGGGCCACAACUCCCAAAGAUUAGAACACACCUCGUUUUAGACUGAGCUCCGCCAUCUGGACUCCAACAUACUCACAGAGCCAAUAUGUUUUGGAAAUUUGACCUCCACACCACAUCCCACAUUGACACGCUGCUAGAGAAGGAGGAUGUGACGCUGACAGAAGUGAUGGAUGAAGAUGACGUCCUGCAGGAGUGCAAGGCCCAGAACCACAAAUUGGUUGACUUCCUGCUGAGACCACAGUGCAUGGAGGACCUGGUCACCUUCAUCACACAGGAACCCAGUGCUGAUGUUGAGGAGAAGGUUAAAUACAAGUAUCCCAACAUAUCAUGUGAGCUGCUAACAUCAGAUGUGAGCCAGAUAAACGACAGACUGGGAGAAGAUGAAAAGCUGCUGAUGAAACUUUAUGGCUUCCUCCAGACUGAGCCCCCUCUCAACCCGCUCCUGGCCAGCUUCUUCUCCAAAGUCCUGUCCAUUCUUAUAGGACGCAAGCCUGAACAGAUAGUGGACUUUUUGCGAAAGCGGGAGGACUUUGUAGACUUGAUGAUCAAACACAUUGGGACAUCUGCCAUCAUGGACCUGCUGCUCAGAAUGCUCACCUGCAUUGAACCACAACAGCUACGACAGGAUGUUCUCAAUUGGCUGAAUGAGGAGAAGGUGAUUCAGAGACUAGUGGACAUGGUACAGCCUUCUCAAGAUGAGGAUAGACAUUCCAAUGCCUCCCAGUCGCUGUGUGAGAUCAUCAGACUGAGCAGAGAUCAGAUGUUUCAGGUGCAGGGUUGCUCAGAGCCCGACCCACUUCUGGCCACACUUGAAAAACAGGAGACGGUGGAGCAGCUGCUGUCUAAUAUCUUCGACAAGGAGAAGAAUGAAUCUGCAAUUGUCAGUGUUAUCCAGAUCCUCCUCACAUUGUUUGAGACAAGGAGACCAGCGUUUGAGGGUCAUAUGGAGUGCCCCCCGGGGAUGUCCCAUCCUUCAUUUUCAGUCAACCACAGCAUCCUGGAGGCUGUGAGACCCCGACUUAAAGACUUUCACCAGCUGCUACUGGAACCCCCAAAGAAGAAUGUGAUGAAGACAACUUGGGGAGUGCUGGACCCUCCAGUGGGAAACACCAGGCUCAAUGUGGUCAGAUUGGUGGCCAGUCUGUUGCAGAGCAACACACACAGCAUCAACACAGAACUCAUUAACCUCAACACACUGGGAGUUAUACUAGACAUGUAUUUCAAAUACAUCUGGAACAACUUCCUCCACAUUCAGGUGGAGAUCUGCACAGCCAUGAUUCUGGCUAUGCCCCCUGCCCCCUCUGACCUCCAGCCAAACACAGAGCAGGAACAUGCAAGGGAGAGCAUCCUCAUCAAACAUUUGUUUCAAAAGUGCAAGUUUAUACAGAGAAUCGUAGACGCCUGGAGCUCCAAUGAGAAAGAACAGGCGGAAGGUGGUCGGCGACGAGGUUACAUGGGUCACCUCACCCGAAUAGCCAACUCUAUAGUUCAUAACUGUGACAAAGGCCCUAAUGGACCCCAGAUACAACAGCUCAUCUCAGAGCUGCCAGCAGACGACAGAGAGAAAUGGGAGGCUUUUAUUUCUGGGCAGCUGGCUGACACAAACAAGAGAAACACCAUCGACCUGGUAAAUACACACCACAUCCAUUCUUCCAGUGAUGAUGAGGUGGACUUUAAAGACAGUGGCUUUCACCAGGACUCUUCUCUACAACAAGCCUUUUCUGAUUAUCAGAUGCAACAAAUGACGUCCAAUUUUAUUGAGCAGUUCGGCUUCAAUGAUGAAGAGUUUGCUGAUCAGGACGAUGUUGUGGAUAUUCCCUUUGAUAGAAUAUCAGACAUCAAUUUUUCACUGAAUACAAAUGAAAGUGCAAACAUAGCUUUGUUUGAGGCACGUUGUAAGGAGAAAAUCCAGCAGUUUGAAGAUGCUGGUUCAGAUGAGGAAGAUAUCUGGGACGAAAAAGAUGUCACCUUUGCACCAGAGGCACAGAGACGCCCCAGGAGUUCAGGCAGCACAGACAGUGAAGAGAGCACAGACUCAGAGGAGGAGGAUGGGAAGAGAGAUCCAUUUGAAGCUUCCAACCCCAGCACCGAUGACAGAAUGGAAGUUGACACAGGGCCAGUGUGGACAGCCAACUUUGAUGACAUCCCCAUGGACACGGGUACAUCCACUGCACAGGCCUCCAGCCCCAACAACCCUACUGCCUCCUCUUCUUUGUCCUCCUCCUCUUCUUCAACAGAAGUCCUCCCCGAGACAGCAUGGAGUACCUCUCCUGCUGCCACUCGUAGCUCCGAAGCGGGCUGGGCUGAUUUCUCCAACUUCACCCCUGUUAGCCCAAAAGACCCACUGAGAUGCAACUCUCCUGUUGCUAUGGAAACCAGCAUAGAGACAAUAGACCCUCUGGGGGUCAAUGCACCCAUGCAGCCUGAAGACUGUGAUGGCUGGUUGGGAACCAAUGUGGCUUCUCCUUCCUCCACCUCAACAAAGGAUUGUGGGAGAUCUAAAGCGGAGGAGGAAACGGCUGGUUGUGAGCAGCGCAGCAUCACGGAGACAGUCAUCAAUGGCUCCAUGAAAGAAACGGUCAGCCUCACUGUUGAUGCCAAGACUGAGACUGCCGUCUUCAAGAGUGAUGAAGAGAAGAGUGCUGCUUCAGUAGUGGAGUGUGUGGAUUUGGAGAGAACAGGUGUCAACAGCUCAGCCGCAGCCUGCUGUCCCAAAACAGGCAGUGAGAAGUGUCGGUCCACUGUGGAGCUUCCCAAUGGUCCUCUAGAGGAAAUGUCAGCCAUAGAGGAGGCCAAACUGGACCAGAGUGCCGUGUCCUCAGAGCCAGCUGUAAAUGGGCCGGCGUGAGGGUCGUCCAAUGCCAGCCAAUGGCCAGCCUGGCUAGCCAGCGGAGGCCCAUGCUCAGAGCUGUACCAAUCACACGCCCCCACCAGGACCAGCAAUAUUCCCAUCGGCUCAUCUCUGACAGUCAGAUAGACAGGUGUACAGACACAGGAUGAACUGAACAGCAAAAUGAGACGUACUCAAAUGGAUACAGAAUAGUUUUUUUUUCUGCAUUUGUUUAUAUACUAUUGUUCUUAUGAGGUGAUGUGCGACUGAUAUCUUGCCACUCAAAAUUAAAUAGUAAUGUUGCUAUAGUUAAAGAAAUGAUUGUAUGAAUAAAAUAUUUUAUAAAAAGAAAAAUGUAUACAGAAACAUAAGAUGAAUUACGACAGAACCAGGAAUAGCUGAUUGGUUACCCAACCAACCACUAAGCUAGGUUUACUAGCUACAUCUGUUAUCUUUCAUAGCAGUCUGACACUUAAUAACAGUUGCUAUAUUUAAAAUUUUCACCCAACAUUGGUCUGUGUCUCUGAGCAAAGCUGCUCCUACGAAUUGAAACACAUUUUAAGAACCACACUUAGUUUUAUUU